Eleginops maclovinus (Patagonian blennie) is the source of this 2822-nucleotide messenger RNA. It is a transcript of the gene scamp2, whose product is annotated as secretory carrier membrane protein 2. NCBI's taxonomy places the organism in Eukaryota, Metazoa, Chordata, Actinopteri, Perciformes, Eleginopidae. Gene Ontology annotation, cellular component: trans-Golgi network membrane; recycling endosome membrane. Gene Ontology annotation, biological process: protein transport. The record is from RefSeq and is a predicted model, not a curated record. The transcript is spliced from 9 exons. Bases 103 to 1092 code for a protein of 329 amino acids.
UUCAUUCGAAGGAAGUGGCAGAGAGGCAACUCAAACGACGGAGAAGAGUUUGUUGUUUAUUCUGCGUUUAGAGAGGACAAACAGGCCCAAAGCCUUAUCAACAUGUCGGGAUUUGAUAGCAACCCGUUCGCAGAUCCUGCCGUUGACAAUCCUUUCAAUGACCCGUCGGUAACACAGGUGACCAGCGUCAACAUAGAGCCAGUGGAUCAGUUCAACCCUUUCCCUGCUAAUCCCACAGACAACCUAGCAACUCAUACCACAUCAGCCUCCACCACUCCCUACCAGCCCGCCGUGUUACAGCCAUCCACAGAGCCCAGUUCACAGGCGACUGCUGCUGCAGCUCAGGCCAAUCUGCUGAGGCAGCAGGAGGAGCUGGAGAGGAAAGCUGCGGAGCUGGACCGCAGAGAGCAGGAACUGCAGAGCCGGGGCCCCACAGGUAAAGCGAACAACUGGCCUCCACUCCCCAAGAGCUUCCCCAUCAAGGCGUGUUUCUAUCAGGACUUCUCAGAGGAAAUCCCCGUCGAGUACCAGAGAGUCUGCAAGAUGAUGUACUAUCUCUGGAUGUUCAACUGUGUGACUCUGUUCCUCAACCUGCUGGCGUGUUUGGCGUAUUUCACCACCGAUGCCUCGUACGGGGUGGACUUCGGCCUCUCAAUCCUCUGGCUCAUACUCUUCGCUCCCUGCUCCUUCCUCUGCUGGUACCGGCCCGUCUACAAGGCCUUCAAGACUGACAGCUCCUUCAGCUUCUUCUUCUUCUUCUUUGUGUUUUUCUGCCAAGUGGCGGUCUUCAUCAUCCAGAGUGUAGGCAUCCCCAAGUGGGGCAACAGUGGUUGGAUCGCUGCCUUCACUAUCAUCAGCACCAACAAGGCGGUGGGAGCCAUCAUGAUCAUCGUGGCGAUCCUCUUUACCAUCUGCUCCGUGCUCUCCAUCAUCCUGCUCAAGAUGGUCCACAGCAUGUACCGCCGUACCGGGGCCAGUUUUGUGAAGGCGCAGCAGGAGUUCUCGCAGGGCGUCCUCACCAACAAAACCUUCCAGACGGCUGCUUCUGGAGCGGCAAGCUCCGCCGCACAGGGAGCCUUCCAGGGAAACUAAGGUCUAUAUGUUAUCAAGUCGAGAUGAUUCACUAAAUCAGAGCUGAAUGUAUCAGGAAGCUGAGGUUCACUGAGAACUUCCUGGGUGUUAUCGGAGGCGGCAGGUUUUAAUCUCACUUUAUAACGUACAGACCUUGAGCUAGGUGAGUCUACAUGAUUAGCCUCCCUCCUUUCACUCCCACUGUCAAUGCACAUGUAACUCCCCAUGGUAACUUUUUCACCUCCAGCAUGUCUCCUGCCUGCAUCGGCUCUGUAUGUAAAAAGCAGUCCAGAGGGGGGGAAGUAACACAUCAAGUGCAUUAUGGGGUGGAAAGCAUGAAUGAAGUUGACUGAUAGCUAUUUCGUUUGUCCCGGCUUUGUAUAUUUUUGGUGCACUUUUUUGGCAAUGCUCUUCAGUGUAAUAUAAGCGUGUGUGCGCCCGUGCGUGUGUGUGUGGGCGCGCGCGUGCGUGUGUGUGUGCUGGCAUGCUGAUCACAUGUCUUCUUGUGGGCGCAGUACGCUUUUGUUCCUCCACACUAGUGGACCCUGAUCCUGUAAUAUAAAUAAUGGAAGUGCGUUGUUCUGUCUCAAACGAAUUCUCUUUGUUGUUGAAAAUAUUUUUGGCAAACCAUCUCUUAAGUGUGCUGCAAAAUUAAUAACGAACAAAAUUAUAAUUCAUGCUCUUAAUUGUGAUCUGCCUGGCCUUAGAUUCGGGGAAAUGACUGUAAAUAUGAAUUCAAAUCUGAGGUUAAUUAAAAAAAAUCCCCAUCCCUUUGAGAGUGCAGUACAAUGUUUUAAACAUGUGCCUUUAACUUUUCUCUGGAACCAAACUCAGAAAAUGUGUUGAAAUACUGUAUAUUUUGGUAUUUGGUAUCACAUAAGACCAAUUUCUACAUUAACAUCCGACCAUAGAGUACUCUGCUUUUUUCCUGCUUGUAAACAGCUAAUUUAAUUUCUUUUUUAAUUAAGAAUAUGGAGGAAAUAUACAAUUAGAGAUCAUUUGAUUUCACUCUGCAUCAGAUUUUUGUUUCCUAUAAUAUACAUGAUUAUGAUGCUGCUUCCAAUUCUUCUUCGCUCACUGCCUUUCAAGAUUCAUUUCCUAAGAAACCAAAGCAUUUCUGACUCGGAAAUGGAGCAUUUUGCUGAUGAAAUGGAAUAAAAGUAGAUGCUAUAAUGGGCUGAGCCUAUUCAUUUGCUUUCAAUGCUUAUACUCGGAGACAAAACUGUUUAUUUUAUCACGUAGAUUAACAGUAUGGAAAUCAGUCGCUGUGGAAAGGGAAAAACAUCUCAAACUGUACCCCUCUAUUCAGGUUUGUAGUGUAUCUGAUUUUCAUUUUAUUCUAGAACGGUAUAAAGUUAAACGUACCCUUCUUUAACGAGAACCAGCCUCCAAACAUCACCAGUAUGCAGAUAUGGUAUUGUAUUUUUAAUAAAUUCUUUGCAUCUUGAAAGAGUUUCAGCUCGCUCUGUCUACUUGAACCAAGUCAAAGACGCCCUAAAUUAUUUUUCGUACUGAUGUAUAUUUUCUACAGGAUUCCUUAUAUUAAACAACAUGCACACGUGUUGUUUUCAUAUACUGUUUCAAAAACAUCCACUUCAAUUCAUCUCCUGUUUAUGGUUUAGUCUUCAUUACACAACACAAGAUCUGUAUUCAUUCACACAUCACUGUUUGCGUUGAUAUGACAGAAAAUAAUUCAGUGCCUUCUGUAUUUCAAUAUUGGAUUCAUCAUCUAAUAAAAUGCUUUGCUUUCA